Molecule: messenger RNA, 1603 nt
Organism: Pocillopora damicornis (cauliflower coral)
Lineage: Eukaryota; Metazoa; Cnidaria; Anthozoa; Scleractinia; Pocilloporidae
Product: DEP domain-containing mTOR-interacting protein
Biological process (GO): intracellular signal transduction; G protein-coupled receptor signaling pathway; positive regulation of GTPase activity
Cellular component (GO): plasma membrane
Molecular function (GO): GTPase activator activity; guanyl-nucleotide exchange factor activity; protein binding
Source: RefSeq, a predicted model, not a curated record
AUCAUGUAACAGCUGUGAGGAUUUUGCACAGCUGUGUGGAUUUUGCACAGUUCUUUUGGCUAUGAGGCACAUAUUUGAUAUUUUCAUUAUUGAAAAUGAACGAACAACUCUCUCUUAAAGCUUUGCAUAUCAUUUUGGUUGGAGAGCACUUGAGGAGCCGGUUGCACAGCGAGCAAGAGCCUCCAAUGAUUCGAGACAGGCGAUAUCACCUCCGUAUGUAUCCUUGCUGUUUUAUAGGUCGAGACGUUGUUGACUGGUUGAUGAAAAAUAGCGACGCUAACAGCCGUGCAGGAGCUGUACAAUGUAUGGAUAUUCUUUUGGAAAAUGGAGUAAUUCAUCACGUUGUUGAUGACCAUCACUUCAAAGAUGAGAUGUUGUUUUACAGAUUUCGAAGAGAUGAUAAUACAGUUGUGAAAAACUCUGACCUUGAUGUAAUAUAUAAGGGUUGUGAUAUUUACUACAGGGCAAAGAACGAGGACAGCCAUUUAAUCAAGUUACGCCCUUGUCAUGACUUUGUCUUUAGGAACUGUUUCACAGGAUAUGAGCUGGUAGACUGGUUAAUACAAAAGAGUGAAGUUCCUGACAGAGCACAUGGAGUUGUACUUGGAAGAGAGCUGUUAGACCAGGGAAUUAUUAAGCAUGUUACGGAUGAAUUUCACUUCCGUGAUGAAAAUAUCUUUUAUCAGUUUAUGAUUGACAAAGUAGUAAACAAGAAAAUGGUGGACGCACUGGGAAUUGUUGAUAAUAAGCAGCCAGGCUCACCAAGAAAUUUCAGGCGGAGGAAUCUACCUCCUCUGAACACACAAAGGUCCAGCCCAGUUCCUUUUGCAAAAGAAAGACCAGAAUUGGAUGAACAAUUUGAUUAUGAAAGAUCUCCAGACAGUCCAGUUUUUUUCCCCUCAAGUGGUAGUUCAAGCCAGUCACCCAGACCAGUUAUUGUCAGAGAAAUUACCACAGGAGAGUUAAUGGAUCCAAAUGGACCUUAUGUCAUGAAAAAUAUAAGUGUUAAGAGUGAUGCAGUUGGUUUUGGAUUUGUUGUGCGGGGGUCUAGUCCUGUCUAUGUCCAAACAGUUGAUCCUAAAGGUCCUGGAGCCGCUGCUGGGUUAAAGGUACGAAUGUUUUUAAAAUCAGUAAAUGGCAAAGAUGUCCUCCAUUGGAACCACAGACAAGUGUCUCAGGAGAUUCUGAGAGGGCACAAUAUUGUGCACUUAGUUGUUAUGACCCAUUUUAAGGGUGUGGAGUAGGUCCUUUUGACCUGACAUCACAAGCCUGCCAGCAUGCUCUCAUUGUUAGUGUUUCAGUAAGGGUGUUUCUUCGCCUUUGAGCAAUGCUUGCCUGCGAGAGGUCUGGGCCUAGUUGUUUGAAGUCCAAUCAGCACUACUCCAGGGUUAGAUUUUAAUCUGGGUUUCUUUAUUCCUUUGUUCAAAAGCCUUUUUUGGAUAAUUUUCUCCAUCCUUUUCAGGGCAUCCAUGGAUCAAUAACUUGUAGACAAAAGGAAUGUUUCUGAGUUUUCUGAUAAAGCUUUCAAAUCUGAAAUCAGAUUUCACACUACCAAACCCUGGGUUUUCUUAACCCAGCUUUGAACAACCUGGCCCAAAUAUUU